This is a messenger RNA of Cladocopium goreaui, 492 nucleotides long. Lineage: Eukaryota; Dinophyceae; Suessiales; Symbiodiniaceae. The record is from the annotation of a GenBank genome assembly.
AUGGUCAAAGCUGAAAUCUGGACAACUUCGCCACAGGAGCAGGCCUAUUUCAAGCAGAGUUUGGACGAUCUUCAGCAAAGUCUUGGCUCAAGACCCAAGACAUGGACUUGUUCUCAGAAGUGGACGGGGCUCGUGACCAUCUUGGAUCAUCUCGAAGCAUCGACCGGACCUAAAGUCAGGCUCACUCCCGGUUUCUCCGUCACCGAGCGCACUCCAGAAAUUGCAGCUGAGUCAGGUAUCGAAGCCUUCCUGGAUUUUGUCGAUGAUGAUGUGCCAUACUACUUGACGCAUGAACAAGGCAAGCGCACAUUGUGCCUCCCGUAUUGCAUGGAGACCAACGACAUCUCCCUUUGCCUGACGAAGCAUUUUGAUGGACGCCAGUAUGCGCAGGCUAUUGAAGAUCAUGUCCGGCAGCUUGCCAAGGAAGAGGGCGAGAAAGUGAGGGACACAGCAUCGCUGCGAGAUGAUGCGAGAUGGAGAUCAUGGGGAUAG